Molecule: messenger RNA, 1913 nt
Organism: Humulus lupulus (European hop)
Lineage: Eukaryota; Viridiplantae; Streptophyta; Magnoliopsida; Rosales; Cannabaceae
Exons: 11
Coding region: 190-1707 (505 amino acids)
Source: RefSeq, a predicted model, not a curated record
CGGGUGGUUUUGUAAGAAAUGGAUUGAGGAUAAUCGGAGGGAAUCCAAACCAUAUGCAGCCAAAGCCAAACACAUACUACCUCAUCCCAUCUUCUUUCUAUACUCAUGUUCUUCAUCUAUUACACAUAUUAAUAUCUAUCUAAUAAAUAUAUAUACAUACAUAUAAUAUAUUCACUGCUCCUUAUUAUAAUGAUUGAGUCAGCCAUGACCUUCCGAUUCUCCGCCGCCAUCGCCGCCGCACCUUAUUAUCGGCCUAUGUUGAGCUCCGACGAUGUCAAUGGACUUGUCCAUGUAACCUCUUGCCGCGUUUCUCACGCCUCUGUAUUCGACGUGCCGUGGAGUAGAUAUCGAAGAACGAACAGUGCUUCUCCUAGAAAAUGCCAUAUUAUUAAGAACAGGAUUCAUGCUUCAACAAAGCAUUUAGGGCCAGGUUCAGAUCCUAUAAAGCAGAAUGGGAGGCCACAAUAUCACCCAUUUGAGGACAUUGCUAAAUUAACACCAGAGAAUGGUGCAGGUGCUCGACUUACAUCUGCAGAAACCGCCAGGACAAUAAUUGAGGUAAACAGCAAGGCAACACUUAUGUUUUCAAAUUUGAUGAAUGAUGAAAUCAGUGAGAGUAUGUUCUGGCCAGAGUUGCCUUAUGUAACUGAUGAGCGUGGAAAUAUAUAUUUUCAUGUAAAGGAGGGUGGAGAUACUAUGCAAUCCCUGACCUCAGAAGAUAACUUCGUGCAAGUUAUUAUAGGCUUGGACACUAUGGAAAUGAUCAGUGAAAUGGAAUUAUCAGGUCCAUCAGAAAUUGAUUUUGGAAUUGACGAGAUUGAAGAUGAAGAUAGUGAUGAUGAAGAUGAGGAGGAUGAGGAAGAUGAAGAGACUGAUGAUUAUGAUUCGGACUGGGUUGCUAUUCUUGAGGAUGAUGAUCCGGAUGAUUCUGAUGAGGCGCUUGGAGACUGGGCAAAGUUGGAGACUAUGCGUGCCUCCCACCCUAUGUUUUUUGCCAAAACACUUGCAGAGGUUGUUUCAGAUGGCUCCAAAGAUUGGAUGGAGCAGCCACCGGCUAGUCUAGCUAUUCAAGGCCUUAUAAGACCUGCCUUGAUUGAGGAACAUUCGGUCAUUCGAAAACAUCUAUCCAACCUACAUGGCAACGAUGCUGCACCGGAUAAUAAGGAUGGAGAAUCUGUAGAACAUAAUUCAGAAGAUGUUAGAAUUAAUGGUCAUCGACAUGAAUCUGAAUCUUCCAAGGAUAAUUCAACUGGGGCAGAAGAAUCGGAGAAGGAUGACAUCACAACAAAUGGGGCUACAUUUUACAAGCUGGAGAUGAUAAAAAUUCAGUUAUUUUCAGCCAAUGGACAUCAGACGGUUGUUGAAGUAGAAGACUUUAUGGAAGCUCAGCCUGAUGCGAUAGCACACUCAGCCGCUAAAAUUAUAUCUCGCCUGAAAGAUGGUGGAGAAAAGACUACACAAGCCCUCAAGUCUCUAUGCUGGAGAGUAAUGGGUAUUCAAGUGGAUGAGGCUGUGAUUAUUGGUGUAGAUUCCCUUGGUUUUGAUAUGAGAAUUUGCUCAGAGAAACAAGUCCAAACAUUGCGGUUUGCAUUUGAUACUAGGGCAACUUCCGAGUACGGCGCUGAGAGGCAACUAAAUGAUUUAUUAUUUCCAAGGGUGCAACACAAGUCACAAAAGAUGAAACAAACACAGCAAAAUGAAUGCUAAUAUAAACAUUGUCCAGCGUUACUGUUGUGUAUUGGUUCUACUAGAUGGAUUGUUUGGCCCUUUAAGCACCAAUAUGAAUGUAAGUUGUAGGUAACUUAAUUGGAAAGGGUUGCAAGGGAAGAGGGUUGGUUGGGUCAUGAAGGGUCCUCAAGCUCACGUAUCUGUUAGUUGCAAUCAAUGAUCAUGACAAUUCAUUCUUUUUCAAA